This is a messenger RNA of Copidosoma floridanum, 8947 nucleotides long. RefSeq lists its product as uncharacterized. Gene Ontology annotation, molecular function: zinc ion binding. The record is from RefSeq and is a predicted model, not a curated record. Gene Ontology annotation, cellular component: nucleus. NCBI's taxonomy places the organism in Eukaryota, Metazoa, Arthropoda, Insecta, Hymenoptera, Encyrtidae.
UGUACGGCGAUGACGGUGCGCGCGGCCGUUUAUCCCGGAGGUCGAGGUAGCGGUGGCAGCUGUCUGCUUGCUCUGCAGGCUCUGUGGCGGCCAUACAUCACCUACCUACCCACCUAGCACCAGCAGCAACGACUCUCUGCCGCCCCACUCCUCGAGCGCGCGCCCCCGAGAGUUCUCCGCCUCAUACUCGACCGGCUUCGCUUCGGCUUGGCCUCUUUUUCUCUCUUCUGCGCGUUACCUCUCCCACUGGACGGUCGGGUGGGUAUUAUGCUCGCUACCGCUACUACGGCCCGCGAACGAGGAAAGGACGUCACAGCGCUCAGUCUCGGCCUCACCUUGGCAGCUCAACGACGUCGUCCACGCAACGGCGGUGGCGGCAUCAGUUAGGUUACCUAGGGUACAAAAAGUGCAUAGCAUCGAAGAUUAAAAAAGAACAAGAGAGCUUCGCCAUCAGUUGGUGCGUUCACGUUAUACCGUCGACGUCUGCGAGGAGUGAAGAGUGACUUUUCUCUCGUUAACGAGCUUCCACCGUUGAUUUGUCAAGUCAACCCGACACGCAUCGUUACAUAUUUUACACAUUCGUUACCUUGUUUACUUGAGAGUGUACAGAAAGAGUGCUACGAAUAAUAAAAAAAAAAAAAAAAAAAAAAGUGAGUGCUCCCGAGUCUUUGGCUUUCCGAUUCCGGGGCCCUGUAGCGAUGUAGCACGAUUACUGCGGUGCGUUUGGUGCGCGUAGUUUAUAGCAACAACAACAACAACGUGUGCGUGUUGGUUACAAGGUGCGGGCGCCUAUAGCCAGAACAGAACGCGACAUACGAAAAGAAGCGAGUCGCUCUACGAGGAGAGAAGAGGGAGGAAGAAGAAGAGUGUCGAGGGCGGGCACACGGGCACGCGAGGAAGAGGCCUGCUGCUCUCUGCUGCGCAGCGGAGAGCCUGCGGGCGAGCGAGCAAGAUAGAGCGAGAGAGGGGACGCUGCUCGUCGUCAUCGAGGUCGGUCGGCCUACCGCUGCUGGCCUGGCGAGAAGAGCGCCGAGGCCGGCCAUCAGCCACAGUCUGUGCCUCGAUGUCGACGUAGACGGGGCACGCAGCUCUGACACCAACUAGGAGAGAAAGUCUUCGUCACGCUCGCUCAAUACCGCUGCCACGGCGAGUUUCAUUUAUUUGUCCAUCCGACGCUCGCGUGAUUCUUCCUUGACACCGCUCACCGUUGUCAUUGUUGUUGUUGUUGAUUGGGUGAGGAUCUUCCAAACAAGAUAACACCGAAACACGGCGACAAGAUGCAGCCCCUCAUACCGAAGGAAAGGUACCACGAGCUGUGCAGGCUCUGCGCGACUGUCGAUGCCGUCAAGAUGGACCUGUUCGGUCUGGAAGGCAAGAAACGACAGCUCGUCGAGAAGAUACAAACGCUUCUUCCAUUCAAGAUAGAAGAAGACGACAAGCUACCAAAAUGCCUUUGCUACAGAUGCAUGUACAAGCUGGAAAAGUUCUUUGGCUUCAGGCUGGCUUGCAUCAAUGCAAAAGAGGUCCUAUCGAAACAUGCGGAGACGCUCGAGUCAUCACCGACACACAUCAAACAGGAGGACGGGGACAUGGAGCCGUACUCGGAACUGCGCAUGGAGUUGCUCAAGCACAAGGACGGUGCUCCGCUACUCAUUCCCGAGGCGUCUGUCGUCAAUCCGAACGCCGCCUUGGGCACUCCCCCGAGGCUCAAGUCAGACACGGAGCUCGAUAUCGAGGACACCAUAAUGGACCAGCAUCACGACAUGGACGACCACAAGUCGGACGAGUACGAGAUGGACAUGGAAACAAACCCGAGCGAUUUCCUCGAGAUGAGCGCGAUGGUGGCUGAGGAGGAUAACGCCCUACCCCAGCCGUCAAAGUCAACAGCGAAGAAGCAGCAACAGCAGUCCGAGGUCUUCCAGCACCGCAACGAACAGCACGAGGUCUACGUCUGUUCGCUCUGCAACAAGGCCUUCAGCUCCAAGGGCCACUUAUCACUUCACGCUCGCAUUCAUGUCGGGGCGGGAGAUGUCAUCGGUGAAAAGGUCAUCACGGACGAUCAUACCUCGUACAAGCGGCCAUAUCAGUGCGAUCUCUGCAACAAGUCGUACUCAACCGCCAAGCAUCGCUGGGGACACGUUUCCACAACGCACAGGGGCCAUCCAGCAGUUACGUGUGGCUUUUGUUCGCGCAUCUACUCGACGCGCACAAAUCUCGAGGAGCACAUAAAGUCGAGGCAUGCGGGACAGCCUCCGCCCCCGGAGAUGGCGACCCAGUAUGCUCAGCAGCACGACUCGCGCUACCAGUGCAAGACCUGUCCAAAGAUGUACGCCAACAUUACCGAUCUCAACAAGCACAGCAGAGUCUGUCACAGCGAGCAGCAGCGCAGAGAUGCCGCAAAUAGCAGCUACAAUCCAUCAAACUUUUGUAAGUCUAAACUGACGACUAAGCUCAAAAACGCGUUGGAUCCGAAUUCGGACAUGUCAAGCAUGGAUUCCGACUACGAGAACAAGGACUACAAGAGCGCGGAAGCUAAGCUCGCCAAAAAUCCUCAUUUGACCAUUCUCAAGCAAGCUCUGAUCAAGGGUGAGAUCGUGAAAAAGGAGUACGAUGAGAGACAGAAGAUGUUGAGCAAAGCUAAGAAACAAGCCAAUGCAACCAAUAGAGAUAACCAAGAUUUAGAUAUGAAGAGAUGGUACUGCGAAGCCUGCCCUCUUAACUUUGCCACAGUUGAUGAGCUGAAGCAGCAUGAAAAAACUCAUGACGCCGAGAAGCCCUACAUUUGCCUUCUGUGCGAGAAAGACUUUGCUGUGAAAUCGUCUCUAAGCAGACACAUCAUCGCAUCGCACGGUGUCGAUCCUACGCCUUUGGUCGAGAGUGAUAAGUGCCUCAAAAAAUCAAUGCAAAAUGCUAAUGACCAGGCAUUUAUCAAGCUAGAGGAUCACCAUAUUGCCAAAGAAAAUUCUGUGUCUCCUUAUUCUGAUAAUUUGGAUAAUGACGACGACGAACACGAGAAUGGAAAUGACAACAUGCUUGAGGUGGAGACAGUCUUUGUUUGUGAAAUUUGUACACGCGAUUUCAACGACCGUGCGUCACUGUGGCUACACAUUCGAGCCACUCAUAAAGAAUACGCGGCGUUUGCUUGUGGAGUCUGCCUUAAAAUAUGUUCAGACAACGCCCAGUUACAAAAUCACGUCAAUAUGUAUCAUGGAGGAUCGAAGCUUGCCAUGUCCGAACAGAGAAGGUAUAGCUGCACAAUAUGCGGUAGACAGCAUGAUUCGCGGAAAAAGCUCAUAAACCACGUGUCGAUUCACAACAUUGACCCGAGCUACGAUGCUUCGAGAUACGUUCAACUGAAUACAAACUACUACAACGAAAAUAUGAAUAGUAACGAGGGCAAUGAGCUUAUCAUGGACUGCGACGAGGAGAGCGAAAAGAUUGACUGCUACAUCUGCUACAAGUCAUUCCCUAGCGAAGAUCAUCUCAUUCGGCAUCAAAGAAACGCCCACAAGACUGAUGGUAACAUACCAUUGGGCGAGUACAGCGGCAACGGUGGCCCAACUGGACAAAAUGGCAGUGUCAACCGAGCUCAGUACCAUCUGUUUUUCGUAUGCGAGCUCUGCGGCAGUUCGUAUCCCAGCAAAUGGGAACGAUGGCUGCACGUGAGCGGCAUGCAUGGCAAUGAACCGUCAAUUAGGUGCGAGCACGACGACUGCGCCAAGAUUUUUGCCACAAAGACGUUACGCAACGAGCACGCGCAACACCAUCAGCUGCAGGGCAGUUCUCCCAACACCUGCGAGAUUUGCGGUAAACUGUGGGGCAGUCGAGUUGACUAUUGGAAACACGUUAUGGGUGUACACUCCGAUACCGUGCCCCUGAUUUGCGGCGUGUGUUUGAAAGUCUUCCCCGACGUGAUGCAGCUCAGCCAGCACGUAAAACAAAAACACUGGCCCUUGACCACUGGUGACUUUAGUUGCGACAUCUGCGGUAGGCCUUACUCCAACAAAAGUAAAAUGUCGAGGCACAGAAAAAUCCAUGGCCUUGACGGCGAAGUCUUCAAUCCAGCUUCCACCAACAGUAGUUUGAUCAUUCACGAUGCCAUGAACGAAGUUUCCCUAGAGUCGCAUCAAAUGGACAACGGCCUGCCUCAACCGAUUGAGCCAGUGUCGAUGGAUCUUAGCUGCGAAAUGUGCGGUGACCUCAAGUUCCCCUGUCUUGAGGAUCUCAGCACCCAUCGAAAAGUUGCACACAAUCUUUUCCCCUGUGAUCUGUGCAACAAGUGCUACGGACGCACGUCGCAUCUGUGGAAACACGUAAACCGUGUGCACAAGGGCCACGAAGAUAUCACCUGCCGUUACUGUUUAAAGACGAGUGCCUCCCGGGAUCAUUUGGCUGCCCACAUCGCCAAGAUUCAUCGUUACGAGCCUGAAGUGAAAAAUGACGUGUCGAUACAGAGUUUCAACAGCAGCAAAAGUACUAACCUGUACAACGAUACGGCCUCGGCCAAUGAGGAAGAUGGCCUGCACUUCUGCGAAAAAUGCAACAAGUCCUUCCACAAGCGCUAUUUGCUGCGUCGUCAUAUGAAGGGCUGUCAAAACUAUCGAAAGGAUCCAGGUGCGCUGCUUACUCGGUGCCGAGCAUGCGAGCGAAUCUUCAAGGAUCGAGCAAGUUUACAGAAACAUAUUGAAAACCAUCACACCCUUUACGACUGCCAUCUCUGCAAAGAGACCAUCACCUCGAAACUUGGCAUCAUGACGCACAACCGGAUGCAUCACAUGCACCACCCGGAUCUCACUUGCGAGCUCGAGAGUUGCCGCAAGCUCUUCAGGACGAAAGAUGAUCUAGAGUCUCACCGCAAGGAUCAUAAGCACCACGGUAACCCGAACGUCUGCGACUUUUGCGGCGACACUGUUGAAAACAAGCUCAAACUCAAGAUGCACAUUCUGAGCUUGCACAGAAACGAAAUCGGCGUCUCGUGCGGCAUUUGUUUGAUACCAAUGAACGAUCCCAAAGAUCUCAAGAAGCACGUCGAAGAUAGUCACCCCGGUGUUCUGGACAGACCCAAUACGUGCCAAGUCUGCGGCAAACAGUAUGCUUCGAAAUGGAAGGCAUUCGAUCACACGAAAAAGUGCCACGGCAAGGUUUUCCGUACGUGCAAACAGUGCCUAGCUGUCUUCACGACGGACGUGGAUCUGCGCUCGCACUACGAGCACGUGCACAACAUUCCCAAAGACCAACUGGACGCGUUCCAGUACAGGCUAGAGGUUGCGGGUAAUAAAAUGGACGAUUACGACCUUGGACCCGUUGGACCCGAGGUAGUCGUCAAAGAGGAGCCCGAGGAACUCGAUUUCGAUAUAGAGCCGUUCGACGAUGACAAUGGCAACUCGAACGAUUCGAAAAAACGCAGACGCUCGAUGAGCGACACCUUCGACUGCGAGAUGUGUCCGGAGAUUUUCCUCAAUCACGAACAAUUGGCGUCUCAUUACCGCAACGUUCACAAUACCAAUCCACAACGCAUGUUCAAGCGAAUGAAGGUCGAAUCCUCGCCUCUGUUCAAAGCUAAGAAGAAGAUCCGCGAUCGCGAAAACUACGAGUGUAAAAACUGCCAAAAACAGUUCUGCACCAAGGUCCUGUAUCUGGACCACGUGAACAUGUGCACGCGCAAGUCGGUAGCGCCGACAACGUCGAUACUUGAGGCUCACCUCAAGGGCAACAGUCAGCAACAACAGCAGCAGAUGAUCAAGCGCGAAGAGCCGGAGCCGAUGCUCUGCGAGACGAAUCUCAACAUUCCAGACUUCAAUCUGUUCGAGGACAUCAACAUGCAGUUAUCGGGUCAAAAGCCAGUGCCUAGUCUCAUGCCUCUUGGCGGUGGUCAGGCUUCCGGUAAGUCGUCCAAGUAUUCGCGCAAAGACUCGCGUAAAGUGUACGACGAGUCCACAAACACCGAGUGCACUUGUGAGGUCUGCGGAAAACAGUGGCCUGCCAAGAAACACUUGUGGCAGCAUCUGAUUCGCUUCCAUCGCUCCGAGGCCGCCGUCACCUGUGGAGUUUGUCUCAAGCUCUGUGUUACGUACGACGAUCUCUCCGAGCAUCUGAAGAACAUACAUCCGUCUAUUUUGUCGACCGCGGGCAACAACUUUACUUGCAAGAUAUGUGGUCGUUAUCACAAUGCGCGAAGCAAACUCUUGCUUCACAUGAGCAUACACAUCAAUUGCAAGGGCAAUAUUCUGUGUCAGCGUUGUAACCGUACCUUCGAGAACGACGAGAAGCUCAAGGAGCACAUUGCCACGUGCAUGGGAGCCCGAGAAGGUGAUAAUGCCAGUGAAUCGCUGAUAUCCAAAGAAGAUAACGAGGAAAAGGGCAGUCUCAUCGGCGAUGAAGACGACGAUGAUGUCGAGGAAGAGAACGAGUUUGAGUCAGAGGAGGAGAGCGCAGCUCGGGACUCUGACAACAACGACAGCAGCUCCGACAAGUCCAACGACUCGGAUAGUAGCAGUAACAGUAGCAACAGCUCGAGCGACGAUGACGACAACAGCGAUGACGAGGAUGGCAGUGACGCCGAGAGACCGAGGAACCAUGAAGAGGACAGCAGCAAGGACUCGGGAAAUGUCGUCGAGUUACCGCAGCCUGUCAACGUCAAGACCGAGGUCCAGACGAUGAAUCUUGGUGUAGACGAAGAAGAAGAAGAAGAAGAAGAGGAAGAAGACGAUGACGAGAAGCCGCGCUAUGAGCCAGCACUGUCCGAGUCCGAUGAUGAAGACGACGAUGCCCACAACGACGACGAGUAUCUCAAGAAGCAGCAACAGCAGCAGCAGCGUGAGAUCAAGGAUCGUUACCAGCUCUCGCAGAAAGAGCCUAUGCUGGUCAAUUACUCGGAAGACGACGGACCACCAGCUCUUAGUCCAAUGCUGGCCGCUCCUACACAAAGUAAUGAGCACAAUAACGACGGAAAAGAGCGCAUUAGGCUAGUCCUCGACAUGAAAAAGGAGCAGAAGAGCGAUUCCAGCGCGGAAGAAAGUAGUAACGACGAAGAUUCGGAUGAUGAGGAAGUCCCGCAAGCCCAAGUUGUCGAUCCCAACAGUGCUUUCCACACGGACAACUCAAGGAGCAGCAACGAAGGUGAAGAGGAGCAAGAAGAAGAGCAAGAAGUCGAAGGAGAGCAAGAAGAAGGAGAAGUAGAGAUUGCUGAUGCAGAAGAAGAGGAAGAUGUGGAUGAACAGGAGCACGAGAGGCACGAAGAGCAAGAAGAGCACGAUGGUCAAGAGAUGGAAGAAGCUGAGGAGGAAGAAGUCAUGAAUGACGAAGCCGAAGUGCUAGAAGUCGAUGAGAAUGACAUGCACAAUUUAAAUGGAACGGUGCUAAUGCUGGCAAAUGAUGCGGAUGGCAACCAGAUUCUUAUAGAGCGUAACAUGGCAGACCUCGAGAACGACGACUCGGUCCAUGACAUGGCUCAGUAUGUCUUCCAGGACGGCACGGGUUUUGCCCUGGAAGACUAUGAGGCCAUUGUAGAAGGUAGUCAGGAAGAUGAUGAGCAGCACCAGCAAAGUUUUGAGAUGGAAAUGAGCCAAGCUCAAGACGAGGAGGAAGAAGAAGAAGAAGAAGUCGAGGAGCAGGACGAAGAGAUGCAUGAAGAAGUCGAGGAAGAGGAAGGAGAAGAGGAUGAAGUUGAGGUUGACGAAGUGCCCGAGGAGGAAGAGGAGGGAGUCGUCGAGGAUGACGUGAGUGCCAAAAGCUAAAGGUAUCGAGUCGUCGAUUAUCGAGGUUGGGACCAUAAACAACAAAAUGUUCUUUGCGAAGAUUUUUGUACCUUCUAAGAUUUAAGAGAGCGAUUGCUUGUACAGUACAGAGCGAUACGAAUUUUUCAGGAACGCGUUAGAGGCUAAAGUUAUGCGCGGCGAAAGAACGUCUGAUUGCAUGCAUGCAAGUGAUGUUUAUUUAUAGAAUAAGAAAAAUAUAUUUAUUUUUACUUCUGACUGAAAUUAAUUACUUCUUAACACGUACAGAUUUAUCAAAUCGAUAAUAUACAAGAUUUGUUAGAAGUUUAAUAUUGUUAUAUAUAUUAUAUUCCCAUCGGAAAAAUUUCACAUCAAGAUUUACCACUAAAUGGUAAAUGAGUCAUUGUAUUUUUUUUUGGUAAAGUUUUUUACUUAACUUUAUCAACGAUACUUUGAACAUUUAAACGUAUUUCGUCAGCAAAAUCAUUAUAUUUAAUUUUACAUUUUCUUUCGCGAAGCACUUGUGGGUCUUGUUAUACUCAGAGAAAUUUUUUUUUUUUUAGACUUAUUUUUAAGACUUAAAUAGUUAGCGUUAAAAUUUAUUUUAAAUAUUGAUUCAUUCCACUACUCCCUAGAUCUCGUAAUUAUGACUUAACCUUGUAAGAAACAUUUUUUUGAAGUUAUUAAUUUUCGAACGUCAUACUUCAAUUCUUUUUUCAAUGAUUAAUAUUGUCGAGUGUUGACAGAUAAACAAAAACAUUUGAACCGGUCAAAACAAAACAAUUAAAAUCACGAAACACGUGUAUCUCAGUUUAGUAAAGAGUUUUGGCUUGUAAAUAGUGUAGUAUAUUUCAUUACUAUAUAGAUGUAAGUCACAUCUUAUUUAAGAUAAAAAAAAAAUUCGAAAGUAUAAAUUAAGUCGUGCGGGUAGUUGAUAAUUAAUCACGUUUCUAUUACUGCGUUUCAAAGCGCUGUAUGUUAAAUUAAAAUCUUAGUGUACAUUAUGAUAAUUUAUACAAAAAGCCAUGUAUAAAGUAUAACUCAUAAGUAUUUAUGAAACGAAAAAAGCAAAAAUAUUGUAAGAGAAUUGCAAAUGAAAAUUUGAAAAUAUUUGAUAAAACCGUGCCCCUAAAAAAUUAUAAUUUGUGAUGAAUCCGAUCAUUGCUAAAUUGUCGUCCGUCAAUGCAAUUGUUGAUCAUUAAAAACAAAUGAUGAAAAAUAAAUGUUGAAAA